AGAGAGAGACUGAAAAUGGAGAAUGGAAGAAGCGAAGAAGAAGAAGAAGGAUACGAUAGGGCCAAGGAGGUGAAGCAAUUCGACGAUUCUAAGAUCGGUGUAAAGGGGCUCGUUGACUCUGGCAUCACUUCAAUUCCUCGCUUCUUCAUCCACCCACCCGAUUCUCUCCCCUGCACUGCCACCGCCACCGCCACCGCCACAGCCACCGCCGUCGCCGUCGCCGUCGCAGCUCCUCCUCCUCCUUCAUCUUAUGUCAUCCCCACCGUCGAUCUGUCCGGCUUUGAUUCAGACCGUAGAUCGAUCAUCGACAACCAAAUCCGAGACGCCUCCCGUACGGUGGGCUUCUUCCAGGUCACCAACCAUGGUAUCCCUUCCGAGGUUCUCGACCGUAUGAUCGUUGCUAUCAAAGCCUUCAACGAGCAGCCGACGGAGAGCAAAGCGAUCCACUACCAUCGCCAGUUGGAACGCAACGUAUCAUUUACUUCCAAUUCCGAUCUCUACAGAUCGAAGGCUGCUUGUUGGAGGGAUACGAUAACAGUAAGGUGGGGCCCGAAUCUUGACAUCAGUGAAAUUCCGGAGAUCUAUCGAAGUGAGAUUGUGGAGUGGGGCCGGCAUGUUCAACGGUUAGGAGAGACGUUGAUGGAGAUCUUGUCGGAAGGCUUGGGAGUGGAAGGAGGGAGGUUGAAGGAGUUGAGCUGUACGGUAGGGAAGAUCAUGAAGGGCCACUACUAUCCGUUCUGUCCCCAACCAGAUCUAACGGUUGGGAUUGCGACUCACACGGAUCCAGGAGUGCUGACCGUGUUGCUGCAGGACCAGAUCGGAGGGUUGCAGGUGAAGCAUGGGGAGCAUUGGGUGGAUGUUCAGCCCGUACGUGAUGCUCUCGUCAUCAACAUUGGGGAUCUCCUCCAGAUUAUUUCCAAUGAAGAAUACAAGAGUGUGGAGCACCGAGUGUUAGCCAAUAAUCUUCGCCAACCACGCAUCUCAAUUGGUGUUUUCUUCAAUCCAAGCAAGAGAGAGGACUUCUAUGGACCCCUUCCAGAGCUGAUAUCACCAGAUAAACCAGCCCUUUACCGGUCAUUUAAAUUGUCAGAAUUCUUAACAAUGUUUCUCAGAACAGAUUUUGGCAAUAAACCUUUGAUAAAUUACUUUCAUCUGUGAUUA
This is a messenger RNA of Telopea speciosissima, 1161 nucleotides long. Its product is annotated as 1-aminocyclopropane-1-carboxylate oxidase homolog 4-like. The transcript has 2 exons. The record is from RefSeq and is a predicted model, not a curated record. NCBI's taxonomy places the organism in Eukaryota, Viridiplantae, Streptophyta, Magnoliopsida, Proteales, Proteaceae. The coding region runs from base 16 to 1158 and encodes 380 amino acids.